AUGAUACAACGGCCUCCAGGUCAACAUGUCUCACUCACCCCCUUCGACGUGUGCUGGUUGGCGCUACCACCCGUCUGCCACGUCUUCCUCUUCCCUGCGCCAUCGCCUCCUGUCCCCUUCUUGGACAUUGUUUGCACCCUCAGGUCCUCCCUUGCGGCAGUCCUCCCAGCCUUCCAUCCCUUUGUCAGCGACCUCGUCUACUUGCUGAAGAUGCGCACCGUCUCCAUCAUAUGCGGCGAGGACGCCCACGUCACGUUCAUCGAGGCUGAGAAGGAUCUCGAGUUCAUGAGGUUCGUUGAGGAGGGCGUGAAGCAUGACAUGGACGAGUUCCGACAGCUUGUGCCGGACAUCUUCCAUAGGGAGCUAUUAGUGCCUAUUGGUUAUGACUCCCAAGAUAACGAGUAUGUCCAAUCCAUUGAACCGUGA
Molecule: messenger RNA, 426 nt
Organism: Phragmites australis (common reed)
Lineage: Eukaryota; Viridiplantae; Streptophyta; Magnoliopsida; Poales; Poaceae
Product: malonyl-coenzyme A:anthocyanin 3-O-glucoside-6''-O-malonyltransferase-like
Exons: 1
Coding region: 1-426 (141 amino acids)
Source: RefSeq, a predicted model, not a curated record